GCGCGUCCGGAACAUCGGCGGCUGCCCGGGUGACUCGGUUAUCUGUCACGGAAUAACAUUCGAGAAUGGGACAUGGAAUGAGGCGACGGUCGCCGCAGCCCCGGGAGCUCUCUGCAGCAAUGAGGCCGGCCCGAGGCCCGGCCGGUGAGCGGGAUUCCCUUCGCGCGUCCUGCGGCCGCGAGAGAUGAAGGCCGCCCCCGGGGGGCUCUGAUUCCCGGCGUGCCCACGUGCCCACGCCCCCCGCCGCGUGCCCCUCACCAUGACCGGCUCCGCCGCCGACACUCACCGCUGCCCCCACCCCAAAGGUGCCAAAGGCACCCGGUCCCGGAGCAGCCACGCGCGGCCCGUGAGCCUCGCCACCAGCGGGGGCUCGGAGGAGGAGGACAAAGACGGCGGGGUGCUGUUCCACGUGAACAAGAGCGGCUUCCCGAUCGACAGCCACACCUGGGAGAGGAUGUGGCUGCAUGUCGCUAAGGUCCACCCCAAAGGGGGAGAGAUGGUGGGAGCCAUCAGAAACGCUGCCUUCCUGGCUAAGCCUUCAGUUCCCCAGGUCCCAAACUACAGGCUGUCCAUGACGAUCCCGGACUGGCUCCAGGCCAUCCAGAAUUACAUGAAGACACUACAAUACAAUCAUACAGGGACCCAGUUCUUUGAAAUCAGGAAAAUGAGGCCUCUGAGCGGGUUAAUGGAAACGGCGAAAGAGAUGACCCGAGAGUCCUUGCCAAUCAAAUGCCUUGAGGCAGUCAUCCUGGGCAUAUACUUAACCAACGGCCAGCCUUCCAUUGAGCGGUUCCCCAUCAGCUUUAAAACCUACUUCUCAGGAAACUACUUUCACCACGUCGUGCUGGGGAUUUACUACAACGGCUACUAUGGCUCCCUGGGCAUGAGCCGAAGGGCCGAGCUGAUGGACAAGCCGCUGAUCUUUCGGACCCUGAGCGACCUUGUCUUUGACUUUGAAGACUGCUAUAAGAAGUACCUGCACACAGUCAAGAAGGUCAAGCUCGGGCUGUGCGUGCCGCACGAGCCUCACAGCUUCCAGCCCAUCGAGUGGAAGCAGCUCGUCCUCAACGUCUCCAAGAUGCUGCGGGCUGACAUCAGGAAGGAGCUGGAGAAGUACGCCAGGGACAUGCGGAUGAAGAUCUUGAAACCGGCAAGUGCCCACUCUCCAACCCAAGUGAGAAGCCGGGGGAAAUCCCUGUCUCCCCGAAGGAGACAAGCAAGCCCUCCAAGGAGGCUCGGCAGGCGAGACAAGUCGCCUGCUCUAUCUGAGAAGAAGGUGGCUGACCUCAGCACUCUGAACGAAGUGGGCUAUCAGAUCCGGAUCUAGCCAGGCCAGGCCAGCAAGGUGUCUAUGGUGCUCUUUUCUGCUUUCCCCAGCAGCUUCAGGAGGAGCUGCAAGUAUUCCUGAAGAACUUGUGCAGUUUCCAUUUUGAAGGCUUUGCCUGGAGAUAGAGUCCGAGUGGGUGGAAGCAGUGAGCUUUGACAAACUCACCAGGCAGCAGGCAUGACUGACGUGAUGGACAAACCCUGGGUUGACUGUCUGCCUCACUCAGGACCUCAAGGACAACGUUCACUGUAGUUUCUAUUUUUCCAUUUGCUGACUGUUCUCUUGCUCCGGACUCUAUGCCUCAGCUGUAGUAAACGUUAUGGAGUUCUUUCCCGCUUUUUGGUACAGUAGGUAACUAACUCAGUAUUCCCGUCUUCUCAGCAAUAACAGGCAGCAGUGGGUGGGUUUUUUUAAGCAGUGGAUAUUACCUCAACAUUUUGGCAUCAGAUAUGCAAUCUUAAUGAGUUUUUUAUAUUCUAUUUGUAUUGUUUUCCUAGUGUUUCCUAUAGGGAUUUUGAUGGUUUGGAGGUUUUUUUGUUGUUGUUGUUUUUCUGGUACACACAUGAGAUGAGAUUUAAGGUGUUAUAUAUGCAAAUGCUUUAGGAAAAAAAAGCACCAUAAUUCCGGCAAUAAGGAAAAACUUCAGGAAGUUGGAGUCAAUUUUCUUAAAGCAUCUGCUGGGUGUUAUUCUUUAAACAAGCGUGUUACGUACGAAGCUCUAGUCCAUGAUCCGUCACUAACAUUUAAGCCUUUUCUGAGUCCAGCAAAAAGCACAAGAGGCCACACACUGAAGAAAAUGCAGCAGUGUAGAGAUUUCCUUAGACAAGAAGGCAGACAGUAGGGGUUAACCCUCCUUCUGCUCACGUUUGGUAGCCUUGGUUCUGAGUGGCUCUGUUGUUAAUGUGUCUUGCUGUCUUACAUUAAGGCAAUUGUGACGACGGACUGUUCCCAGUAGUUGGUUUUUUAGGCACCACUUCAUGGCAUGAGGAAAACCUAGGGGAAACCAUGACCUCAAGGAGGUCUUAAAGGAAAAGUUCCAGCGCAGUGCUGUGCCUCAGUGUGACCCAGGCCCUGAAGCAGAGUAAGCCUGCCUGUGGCCAGUGCAGUGCAGUUUCUGCUUGCAGACAGGAAGGAGGCACACAGAUGGCUACUGACCCGGAGCAUCUACAGAUGCCACAGAUCUGCAGCCGUCGUGCCAGUGCAGGAAACCGGGCGACCGACUCCAGCUGACUGGCUAGUCCUGAGAGCUCAGCAAUGUUCCCUCUGGUUGUGACUUGGGGGUUCUAAGAAGUUAACCAUCUGCUCACUGAGUCCACACCAGGAAAAGCCAGGGCCACAUGGAAGGCAAAAGUCAUGUACACAAAACCCGCUCCACCCAAAAAACCAGCAUUAGUAACUGAAAAGCUGUGUUCUUGGAGAAGUUUAAUGUCCUUUAGAGAUCAGGACCAGAAAACUCAAACUCCGUGUAAGCUUCAAAUUCUGAACUCAGUCACUCUCUUCGAGAGUCCUGUUAGCAGAGUUCAAGGUAGUUACGGGGCUUGCGUAUGCUGGAAGCUGCUCUGGUUUCACAUCCAGCAUCAACAGCAGCACCCUCCUUCCAGGUCCUUGAAGGCCUCAAGACCUUGUGCAGCCACCCCCUCAAAUCCACCCCACCUGGUAAGUAGACUGAUCAGAACUUGGCUGGGCCAAGUGCCUGCAGCCGGCUGUAUUCAAGGACAGCUGACACCAACAGCGCCAAGCAGCG
Molecule: messenger RNA, 3071 nt
Organism: Meriones unguiculatus (Mongolian gerbil)
Lineage: Eukaryota; Metazoa; Chordata; Mammalia; Rodentia; Muridae
Gene: Vash2
Product: vasohibin 2
Exons: 8
Coding region: 260-1327 (355 amino acids)
Biological process (GO): regulation of angiogenesis
Cellular component (GO): cytoplasm
Source: RefSeq, a predicted model, not a curated record